Hippocampus zosterae (dwarf seahorse) is the source of this 3327-nucleotide messenger RNA. It is a transcript of the gene nrg2a, whose product is annotated as neuregulin 2a. Gene Ontology annotation, molecular function: signaling receptor binding. NCBI's taxonomy places the organism in Eukaryota, Metazoa, Chordata, Actinopteri, Syngnathiformes, Syngnathidae. Gene Ontology annotation, biological process: nervous system development; animal organ development; intracellular signal transduction. The record is from RefSeq and is a predicted model, not a curated record. The coding region runs from base 575 to 2737 and encodes 720 amino acids. The transcript has 11 exons.
CAGAGAGAGCCGCGGUGGAAGGCGGCGAGCAGGACCACAAUCAUGUUUUAAUCCUGGGAAUCAAACCUGUGCUUUUUUCCCCCCCGUAUGCUUCUGAGACUCGAACGACCGCAACUUGUGGGCUCACUGCAGCAUUUUGGCGUCUUUUGUUGCUUCCGAAUCCGCGGCACUACCCCCCCUUUACUGCAAUAUUUGGGCAAAGAUAAGAGCGUCAAGGCUGCCAUGGCAGCAUAGGAGGGGGCACCCUCAGCCAAUUCCUCGUCUAUGAUGCCUUAUUGCUCAUCUUGUUCCGAUUAGACUGGAUUUGGGAGUCCGCAUCCUCGUAUGUCGCACCGCAGCACGCCACCGACCCGUUGGAAUUAAACGGGGAUCAAGCAGCGGAUCCCGAUGGCAUGGACACUUGUGCGAGGUCCGCCGCGCCGCCGAGCCACUGGAGCCCUCACGCCGUCUCCUCCUCCUCAGCCAGCCCAGCUCCGUCGCCAUCGCCCCGCAGCCCCGAGAGCCCCUCCGCCGCCGCCUCCGUCGCCGCCACCGCCGCACCGCCAGCAGCCACUCACUAGCCACAGCAGGCGGCAUGAGGCUUGAGUCGCUCGCAUCUCUAUCCAUGCUGCUCAUCGGGGUCUCAUUCGCCUGCUACCCCCCGACUUCGGAUUCCCUGCAGGACCGGGCGUACAGGUCGGCCGUGGUGAUCGAGGGCAAGGUGCAGUCAACGCCGGGGAACACCUCCGCCGAGCUUCCGUCGCAGCCCGGCGUGCACGUCCAAGUGCUGGACGUGUGGCCCCUCCACAGCGGGGGGCUGGAGCCCGAACAGCUCGUCACCGUGCUGGGGGAGUUCGGGUCGGAGGCUCCGUGCGCCGACGUGCAGAAGAACCGCAAGUACAUCUUUUUCAUGGAGCCCACCGAGGCUCCGCUGGUCUACAAGGCUUCAUUCGCACCCCUGGACGCAAGCGGGAAGAGUCUCAAGAAGGACGUGGGCAAGAUUCUGUGUGAGGACUGCGCUUCGGCUCCAAAGUUAAAACCAAUGAAGAAUCCAUCAAUAGUGGACGAGGGAAGCAAGUUCACAGUCAAGUGCGAGGCCACGGGGAACCCUCCGCCGAACUACCGGUGGUUCAAAGAUGGCAACGAGCUGAAGAAAAGCAAAAAAAUUCGAAUAAAGAGCAGCCAGAAAAACUCCAGACUCCAGAUCAGCAGAGCAAAACUGGAGGAUUCUGGGAAUUACACUUGUGUGGUGGAGAACCUGCUGGGAAAGGACAACUCCACUGGCACGAUAAACGUCCAAAGCAUAACCACCACGCUAUCUCCAGGCUCAGGCCACACCAGAAGAUGCAAUGACACAGAGAAGGCCUUCUGUGUGAAUGGCGGCGACUGUUACUUCAUACAUGGUAUAAACCGGCUUUCUUGCAAAUGUCCCGAUGGAUACUUUGGCCCGCGAUGCUCAAAGACCGAACCUCUGCGGUUGCACAUGCCCAAUCCUUUCAAAAAUCAUCUUGGGAUUGAAUUUAUGGAGGCAGAAGAACUCUACCAGAAGAGAGUCCUGACAAUCACGGGCAUUUGUGUGGCUCUGUUGGUGGUGGGCAUCGUUUGUGUGGUUGCCUACUGUAAAACCAAGAAACAAAGAAAGAAGAUGCACAAUCAUCUGAGACAGAACAUGUGUCCAGAACACCCCAAUCGGAACCUAGCAAACGGACCCAAUCACCCAGGCCCAGGACCAGAGGAAAUCCCCAUGGUAGAUUACAUAUCAAAGAACGUUCCGCCAACUGAACGAGUCAUUCGGCCUGCGACAGAAGGAUCCUUCCCUGCCAGCCACACCUCUUCCAGAUCUCACAACUCUUCCACACGAGCCCAUUCAUCAACUCACAGACCCGAAGAACGGACGUGGAGCCUGGAACAUUCGGACAGUGUCCUCUCUGACUCGCCGGGGAUGAUGUCAUCAUCAGUUGGGACCAGUAAAUGCAGCAGCCCCGCAUGCAUGGAGGCACGGGCCCGGCGGGCUGCACACUGUGCUUACAACGACCCCCAUCGGCCGGCCCUCCAGUACGGGGACUCUUUUGACUCCCUGGGAGACUCUCCGCAUAGCGACAGAUAUGUGUCAGCCCUCACGACACCAGCCCGCCUCUCGCCAGUGGAUUUCCAUUACUCAUUGCCCCCGCAGGUGCCUACCUUCCAGAUCACCUCGCCCAACGCCAGCCACGCCAUGUCCCUGCCCCCCGCUGUCCACAACCCGUACCCCCUGGAAGACAACCAGCCUUUGCUGCGCCGCUACCAAGUGCCCCUACACGACGCCCAGUGCCAGGAGGCCUACCGGCAGCAGCGGCGCACCUAUCCCAACGACAGCAGGGGCAGCCUGCCCUCCAGCCCUUACCGGCUGGCGGACGACGAAGACUAUGAGACCACCCAGGAGUAUCUCUCCUCGAGGGAGCAACCAAAGAGAAGCGGGUCCGGUGCACCUGAUAGCCGGCGCUGGAGGAGAUCCAGACUGAACGGCCACGUGGCCCCGCGUGGAUACGAGGCCUCCCGGGACUACGGCUCCCGGAGCUGCCUAACAGGAAGCGAGUCAGAGGAGGACGGCGAAAGUACGCCCUUCCUCAGUAUGCAGAACAUGAACGCUGAGCCCUCCACCAUCUACAGGCCGGUGGACAGUCGGACUCCUCAGUCGUCGGGGCGGCACAGUGCGCAUGGGAACAUGCAGACAAGACUUUCACACUCCCGCUCCAAACCGGACACUACACCCCAUUAGCGAGUGACCAUGAACCAAGAUUUAAAAAAAAAAAAAAAAAAAAAAAAAAAGUCAGUAUAGUAUAGACCUGCAUCUAUAAGAAAUAUUUUUAUUUUAUAUAACUGACAGAUAUUCUAAACAAAUGAAAUAUUUAUUUUCAUUUUAGCAAAAGUUGUCUACUAGUUAACAGCAAAGACUUUUUUAUAGGGAAAACUCUAUUUAUAUGUACGUUUUGAUUUACAGCAUAAAGAGAUGUGCCAGUUUUUUCACAAUGUCAAAAAGAGAAAAAAAAAAAUCGAGUAAUAUUGUGGUGCCUUUUGCUGUUUGCCGAUGCCAGAGGGCCAGUGGAGGUUUUUGUAGUCUUUCUUAUACGGACGCCUCAUUUUUUUUAUACACAUUGAUGUUUUGUUUUUGGUUUUUUUUUCUCUCUCUCUCUGGUUGAAAAUUUCUUUUCUUUCCAAGUUGCAUCCUUUGAGGAGUCGCAUCCCACUGGAACAUCCUUCCAUAUCACGCAAUAUAAACCACUUUCAUCACAAAGUGUAUGUUUACAUAAAUGUAACUCACCUGUAGGGUUUAUAAUUUGGGAUCAAAUAGAAUGCCUGGUUAAUGAA